Molecule: messenger RNA, 1535 nt
Organism: Bursaphelenchus okinawaensis
Lineage: Eukaryota; Metazoa; Nematoda; Chromadorea; Rhabditida; Aphelenchoididae
Source: the annotation of a GenBank genome assembly
AUGAUGUUACGAUUGCUUUCUGUAUUGUCAGUAUUAGUUUUUGUAAAUUGUGUCGAUAAUCUUAAUUUUCCGUUGGUAUUACCGCCUUUUGGAGAAGGAGCCGAUGUGAAAAAGCCGGAAUCCUCCUGGGGAACAUGUUUGUUAUAUUUAGAAUCUGUGAAUGUAAUUGUAUACAAAAAACAAGAUGGAAAGGCUUAUGUAGCUUCUAUCAACAGUACUAAAGAUGCUGGACAUACUUAUAAGUUUGAAACCAAGUAUGUCAACUGUUCUAACGCGUCUGAAGUUUCAAGUAACUUGUAAGUUAACUAAUUUUGUACUAUUAAUAUUGUUAUGUUUAGGUUUAUCUUGUACAUUAAUACAAAAUCGUCAGUACCGGCUAUUGAAAACGGAGAAACUCAGUUUACAGUUGAUGGACCUAUUGUCUUGAAGUGAGUUUGUUUCUGGCAUCUUUUUAAAAUUUAGGUAAUACAUUUGGGAUGUAAACAAUAUUCAUGUUAUGAUUUUGUUUGAAGGGACGUUAAUUUGUUUUAAAUAUUUUUAAAUGAUGUUACUUUAGAAGACGGAACUAUAAGCUGUUUGUUAUAACUUCUCUUUGAAUUUAGUUACAGAUGUUAAAAUGGGGACGUUGAUAGGUUGUUAAGUUUUUCAAUUAAUGGUGUAAAAUUACCGUGUUAAAUUUUUAAUUUUUACGUUAUGGAGGUUUUAUUAUUAAGCUUAUGUUUAAGAAAAUGGGUUUUUUGAACUUCAUACGAAAGAAUAAUUGAAAAAAUGUAAGAUGGGGUUUUUUUGUAAUAAACAUUUAUUAAUUUUUCUUAUUUUCAAUUUUUUAGGCUAAACUUUACAACAAAUAAACGUGGUGCAGUAUGGGGACUAACAUCGGUGAAGUUGGAUAAUGAUUUGGUUAUUAAAAAGAGUGGCAACUUUCUGGAUAAGGUAGGUUUAUAUCUUUUUCAGCAUUUAAUCUUUAGGACAUUACCGUGAAAAAUGGACAGGAGAUUAUGGAGAAAAGUAUCAAGAAAAUGGCUGUUGGAGGUUACUUUGAUUAUAACUACGCUUGCUCAAACACAAAGUUUGGUGUAUUUGCAAAUGCUAGCGACAACUUUCAAGUUGGUAUCUCUUUUGGAAACUUGCAGGUAUGUCUUAUAAAGUUUGGAGAUUUUAGGGUGUAACAGGUUGAUAAAUAUAGGUUUAGAACUCUGUUUUUUAUAUUGUAAUUGCUAUUUGAUGAGUUUUCGAAUAAAAGACAACUUUUGGGCUCUAAAUUGUAACGUAAUUACGUUUUUUAUCUAAAAUAUUCUUUUCAGGUACAAAAUGAAGGCUAUGCCGUUGAUAAGGACGAGGACUACCCUCAUUUCUCACACAAUGUAAACGAUUGUGUUGGUACCUUCAGUGCUGGCUCGUGGAUGGGUAUCUUAGUUUCGCUUCUAUUGGCCACUGUCUUGAUCUUUGGCUUCUUGAUGCUAAACUCGGUACAAACGACAGAUCGCUUCGAUGAUCCAAAACAGAAGCAGCUCAUUAUCAACUUUAAGGACUAA